CAGAGGGCUGCACUGCUCACCUCCUCUACACUGGAACAGUCCCUCUGGCUCUUAGAAAAAGAGUUUGAACCUGUACAUCCAGAAGGAGUGGGAGGCAGAGAGAAGACUUAGGGAAAGAUGACAGCGGAAAGACCAGGCUAGCUGGUUGAAGUCGCAUCAGAUGUGCUCUGCCGGUGACUGAGGGGCUCAAAGGCGCCAUCAUGAGCUUCCGUGCGGGAGCCUCUGGUGUAAAUGGCUCAAGCCAAGUUGGGGGACGUGGAAGUGAGGAUGCCGGUGAAGGAAACAGCAACAAUGAGACUUAUAUCCCGUGCUUAAAGGCAGUGAGACCUAGGCUGACGAGCGCUGAUCCAGCGGGAGAGGGGAGGUCGAGCAGUGUGGAGCAGCUGGUGAGACCUGCCCUGCCAGGGAGGAAAGCACACAGGAAGACCUGCAGCAGGGACAACAGAGGAAGAUGGAGAGAGGGAGACAGGGAGGAGGAGAGACAAAAUGUUGAACACGUAGGAAGCAAGGAAAGAGGUAAACAAAGGCAGAGGAAGACAGAAAGAACAGAGACAUUUGGAGAUGGAGGCCAGGGAAGAGGAAGUACUGAGAGUUUGUCCAGCAGUAAUUCUGACAUCCCAUUAAAUAGCAACUUGGAAGUUGGAGAAGGGUCAAACAACUCGCAGAGAGGAAACACAUGUCCCAGACCUCCCAGUACUGGCUGCACCCGGACCAGCACCGCCAAUUUAAACCCCCAGUCUCCUUGGCCAGCAUCGAGGUCCACGUCUUCUGCUCUCCCUCAGCCUCCCAUCCAAACCAGGUCCACACCUCUGUCCCCUGAAAGACUUUCAUCCAGGACAGCUACAGGAGACCCGCACCGCUACCCAUUUAGUUCAUCCAGAGAGCUAGAUCCAUUCUGGGCGGAGGUGAAGACGGGGGCAGCAACUGGACGAUUGUCUCAAAGCCGUCAGCGUCACAUCCCACCUCUCACCAGCUCAGAGCUGGGAGAAGAAGAAGAGGAGGAAGAGGAAGAAGAAGAGGGGGACGGCGUGGAAGAUGGCGGGGAAGGAGGCAGUGGUGUGAUGGAGGUGAUGGGUCAAAGCAUGACCUCGGCAGUGGUGCCACCUUGUGUUCCUUUUGGGGAGAGGAGGAUGAGCAAAAGGGAGAAGAACAGGAUUAAGUGUCUGAGGAGGAGGCAGAGAAGGAGGGAGAGGUGGAGACAGAGUCAACUGCAGGAGAGCAGACAGAGCUCAACAGGGAACCCAUCCAGCAGCAGCAGUGAGGAUGACGAGGACAUGAGCGCCGGUGACAGAGAAGGUUACAUCUGCGCCGUGUGCUUGGACGUGUACUUCAGCCCUUACAUGUGUCACCCCUGCAACCACAUCUUCUGUGAACCCUGUCUGAGGACGCUGGCGAAGAACAGCCCCACCAACACCCCCUGCCCCCUCUGCAGAACAAUCAUCACACACGUCUUCUUCCAGAAGGAGCUAAAUCAAACAGCGAGGACAUUCUUCCCAAAGGAAUACCUCUCCCGGAAACAGAACUUCCAGAAAGCAAGUUGUGCAAAGUGGCCUCUACCAAGCUGCAGAAAACUCUUCCGUAUCUUUGGAGGCUUCCAGAGGCAGUCCAGUCCCAUAGCCAGACGUCAGUUCCCCCAUGGAGGAGGCUACCGUCUGGACACUCUGGACUUUGAGGAUGACUCUCGAGGCUGGCACUUUGACAUGGACAUGGUCAUCAUCUACAUCUACUCAGUCAACUGGGUUAUAGGCUUCUUCAUAUUCUGCUUCCUCUGCUACCUCUUCUUCCCUUCUUUUUGACAGACCUGGCAACAAUGUUGGAGCAACAAAGAGAGAGGACAGGUUGGAGGUACUGAAGGAUGAGGGUAGAAUAAGGAAUUAAAGAUGAAGCAGCGGGCAGGCAGGUACAUAUAUGUUUAUAUAGGGAGAAACUGAGCUGUAGGGUUUAAUGAGAAGACAAUGGGUGAAUUUCAAGCAAGUGGGACGGCGCAGCAGAGGGAAAACAACAGUGUGCCAGCUUGUUGUCUCUCAUUAAUAAAUGAUUGAAAUGGGGAAAUUGUGUAGUGGCAUGUUUGGGAAUCCAGUGUUCUCUGUCUCCUCAUGUUGCACGUGUAAUGUGGGUCACACAACAUGUCCUGUUCCUGUACGCAGGGGAGUGAAUACAUGUAUAACAUCUCUUAGGCUGUGGUGCUUUACUUUCAAUAUAAUUACAUACGGUCUGUUGAUGCUUAAACACACCUUACUGGAUCACUCCUAGUCUGAGUACUUUCUGGCACUUUAAGUACUACAAAUUUAUACACACCAAAUUUUCCUCAUUUUGAGAUGUGCAGUCAUGAUAAACACUUUACAAAGGGACAUUGUAACAUUUGUUUAUUCCUACAAUCACUUUAAAAUUCAGACUUUUCAUGGACAAUUUAACAAUUUCCAUUAUGUUUUUACUUUGGAAAACACAAGAAUGAGCAGCACCUCUAGAUUUUGAAGACUUCUGUAGUGCUUGUUUGUACUUUUACCCAAAACCCAGAACAUAACAUUUCAGUACUACCACAGGUUUUGCGUUUUCCCAUGAUAAUACUUGAAUGUAAAUCAUGGUUUACUAAUAAUAAUGCUAAACAUUGGACCACAAUAAAAUCAAAGGAAUAACACACGUGAGCAUUUGGGUGAUUAUAUUUAUGCAUCCUCACAACACUAGUAAACCAAAGAUUUGCUCUUUAAUUACAACUAUUUGUUUAUGGUUUUAUGAACCUCUAUGUUCCACUUUAUCACCAAACACCAUAUCCUGGGAAUGAAAACAUUUUUAAUUGGCACUAGCAUUAUAUCAUACAGUAUGUGUUGCGAGAUGUUUUUAAUUAACUGUUUUUCAAUGCGAAGAAACUUUGUGGUUCUUGUUGUUCUUUAACACGCCUGGAGGGAGUCAUGUUGGACUAAGUCACUGUCCUGUACAGUAAAUAAAGUUCAAACAGAAACACAUACACACAGGUGUGUAGAUGUGGCUUUGAAAUUGAUUUUUACAGUUUAAGUGGUUUCCAAUUUGGUAAUGAAAUCAUGUGUUACAGAUAAAUAAAUGACUUUAUUCCUGA
Messenger RNA from Epinephelus lanceolatus (giant grouper), 3073 nucleotides. It is a transcript of the gene rnf180a, whose product is annotated as ring finger protein 180a. Gene Ontology annotation, molecular function: ubiquitin conjugating enzyme binding; ubiquitin protein ligase activity. The record is from RefSeq and is a predicted model, not a curated record. Lineage: Eukaryota; Metazoa; Chordata; Actinopteri; Perciformes; Serranidae. Gene Ontology annotation, biological process: positive regulation of proteasomal ubiquitin-dependent protein catabolic process; norepinephrine metabolic process; protein polyubiquitination. Gene Ontology annotation, cellular component: endoplasmic reticulum membrane.